Molecule: messenger RNA, 5646 nt
Organism: Ambispora leptoticha
Lineage: Eukaryota; Fungi; Glomeromycota; Glomeromycetes; Archaeosporales; Ambisporaceae
Source: the annotation of a GenBank genome assembly
AUGACAAACACGCCCAAAUCCUUUCAAUCUCGCGACUCUUUUCAUAAUAAAAGUGGUAGUGGUAACAGUAAUAAAUGGUAUCCCUUUGAAAACGUAGAAGAGCUACAGCUUUGUCUAAACUCUAAAAAUAUUGAGACUCUUGUACAAGGUGUUAUUAGAUUCAGACAACAAUUGCAGGUUCACAAAAGUAAAGAAAUCCCGGCUCACGGUAAAAGUUCAGGCAAUGAUAAUGAUUAUAAAAAAUUAUCUGUGAUACAAGAGUACCUGCAACGAUCACCAGGUUGUGAAGAAGUCUUUGGGAUAUGGGAUAUGCAGCAAGCACACAACAUAACACGUCUUCAAAUCUCCAUCCCAGAUCUACUCGCAAAAAUCCUCGAUUUUGCAAACUCAAAUACCACAUCAAUUGCAAAAACAACGGGCACACUAAUAACUCGUAAUGUUACGCGGAACUACAUGAAAACCAUUCAUCAAAAUCUCACAUCUGGGAAUAUUCCGUUGUGUCAGGCGACGCUUCGGUUGCUGAUUGCUGUGAAUUCGUGUGGCGCGUCAACGGCGCAUGAAAUUUAUCAGAAUUUUAAUUUUGGGAUGAAGGCACUUGGAAAAUUAUUUAACACGCGACGAAAACAACCGAUUGAUGAAACCAUCAAAUUACCAAAGACUGAUGUUCGAACACUAUACAUAUAUUUCAUCCUAUCAUUUUUCAAAUAUGGUGACAGUAAACUAAAGCGGGAAAUUCUCGGCAUAAAAAAUUUCGUUAGUGGAUUGUUUCCUGGACUCGUGCAUGAUUCAUAUGAGUUCAUAGACGAGGUUCUUACCACAUUAUAUAAUCAUGUAAUCAUGGAUAACGAAAUAAAUCGUACAGCAAAAGUAGCGUUUUUUAAUAAUUGGGUAUUAGAUCAGCUCGCACAACUUUACUCUCGCCAAGAAUUAGAACCUAACACUACUACAACUACUGACUCCACCACCAACACUACCUCUAAAAAAAUAGUAGCCGACCGUAUCCACCAAUUUCUAAUUUCUAUAUGCUGUACGCCUGGCGUUAAUGUCUGUUUCCAUGAUGAGGGAUGGUAUCCGCGUGGUAUUGAUGAUGCAAAGAGCCAUAGUAAUGCUGAUCGUGACAUCAAUGAAAAGAAUUUCCGCGUAUACAAUAUAAUACUAUUACGAUUUAUUGUGAACCUGAAUCCGACUAAUGAUCUAAGACAACAAGAGUUACUGUUGAAAAUAUUAAAAGUUUGUCCGGAGUUGGUGUAUCCUUUCUGGCAAUUAACACAUUUUUCAUUCGAACCCCGCUUAUCACACAAAUGGUUAUUCAAUAUGACUCUCGCGCAAAAGAUAAUUUCUCUUUCAGUUCCAGAACAACAAAUAGCAUCAAAACACCAUUAUCAUAAUAAUCAUCUGACUGAUCCUCCACCACCACCUCCUGUACACAUCAUCAUGGAAAAUAUUCUGCCCAAUGCGAUAAAUCGGUCUAUUCUGAGUAAAUGUAUACAACAUCAAAGUCCUUUUGUUAAGUACAAGACUAUGAUUUUUCUCGCAACUGCAUUUCAGAAAUUUGGAACGGUUGUGCGUUGGUUCCGGGGAGUGAUAAAGUCAUUUGCGGCGGUGGGGCAAUCUACUAUGACAUUAAUUGAAGGCGAUGAACAGUUUCAAGAAUUCAAAGCCAGAAAUAAUCUACUCUACGAAAGCAUCUUACGAAUAUUAAAAUACUAUCAAACAUACAUCCACGAAUCGACAAUAUCCGAUACGAAGUUUGAUGUUGGAAGAUUCAUAUCAACAGAUUUUUUUGAAACAAAGACACAACUGUUGUUACAGAAACAUAUGUUGGAGAUUUUGUUGGUCGUGGAUGAUUUCAAGUGGAGGAAUCGACUGUCUGAAUCAUCGCCCACUCAUGUGUAUACACUCUUGAACUUGUAUCUUUCUACGCCUUACCACCAAAUCCAAGAACUGACAGAACGUGUUCUCGAAAGACAUCUUGCAGACUCCAUUGUUUUCAAUUAUGCGUCUGGGGAUGUAUAUGUUUGGCUCGAUUCGUUAAAACAAGGUGUUUUUUGUGAUGCUGAAAACAUUAUGGAAGAUAACCAAAUCAAUAACAGCAGUGAUAACUCUCGUAGUAAUAGUAAGAAUAACCAAAAAGAAUUGUUAUCAUUCCUUGAGUCAUGUAUUCUUCGAUGUCUUCAGUCCCCGUAUCGAUAUAUCGAUGACGUUAGAAAACUUGUGAAUGAGGCUUUACGAAAAAAAAAUGAACGUGAGGAUACAGCUAUGGAUAUUGAUGAUGACGGAGGUAUUGUUGAUAAUGACCUCGGAAAAGAAAACGAUUCUCAAUUGGACGACACUGGAUAUAGUAUUAUCGUUAACCCGUUACUACUGACUGUAAUCGAACAAUUUCAAUACAUAAACACAAGCACAACCCGUUCAGUUGUGCAAUUUAGAGAUCUCGUUGCGUAUUUUGAAAACUUCAUGGAAUCCCAUCAAAAAAAGAAGUCUCAAGAUAUUUCUGCAGAAAGAAUUAAUUCCCAAGAUAGUUUUGAAAAUAUGAGUCUUGAGCAAUUGUUAGAAAUAUGGAAAAAUCAUCAGCAGCUUUCACCAGAUCUUGAUAUUGCUCUUUUGCGAAAACUAGACGAACAUAUGAUUCCCGGAUUCGGUGUACUUGCCUUUACCUUUGACGAGAAGUCAAUCAAUGAUAAUUUUAUCAUUAACAACAACAAUAUUAAUGGCAAUAGUCUAGAUAAUGUUUUUGAGUUUGCCGAAAAAAGACUUUUUAAUAUUCUACCUAGCAAGAUUGCCGACGAAAUUGUGAAGUGUAUCAUAACAUCAAUAAACGAAAUCACUCGAACACGUGCAAUAAUUUUUGGAAAUCUCGUUCGUGUAUGUCCGAAUGUUCGUCAUAGAUUUGUUGAUUGGAUAUUAUUACUUCAAAAUAAUGACGAUGAUAAUAGAAAUAAUGUAUUUUUGGAAAAUCUUGUUAUUGUCAUUGAAGCUUUUCUUGAUUCUGUGAUAGUAAAGGCUAAAAACGAUGAUGAUGAAAAUGUGAAUGGAAUAACUUGGGCACGAUUUACGACUGAUUGUGAUAAACAAGCGGUCAAUGUCUUAUUAGACAAAUAUAGCCAGAAAAUAUUCAAAAAAAUUGACGUGUCGUUGACUAGAGAAUCGCCUUCUAUAUUUGCUCGUGUGUUAUGUAACAUGAUUUGGUUAGGUUCGCCGUACAAUAAAUUGAGCGAUGAGGUGAAGAAAAUCAUGUUUGAGAAUCCUAAAGAGAUUGAUAGAUAUUUCGGAUUGGAUUUUUUGUGUGUUGUAAAGUGUUGUUUAUUUAAUCAUAGAAAAGAAGGUAAUGACGUUGAGAAAGAUGAGGAUAAAACAAAGAAAUACAAGAUUUUUAUUUCUGCAUGUUUACACCAUGUCACAUUACUACUUGAAAAAAAUUCAAUGAAGCAUGUUCCACGUGAAGCUAUCCUGGCUUUGUUCUCGCACAUAGACGAGUUGAUAAACCUCCUCGUCCCAAAAGCAGCAAUAUUGGACGCCAAUAUAGUCGGCGAGUUCAUUUUUGUAUUAUUAGAAAAGAAAUUUGAGGAUCCGAUCAUUAUACAGUGUGUUAAGUCCUUGAUAAUGUGUUCCUAUUCUAAAGCGCAAGUUCUCGGACCUCCACUCUCCAAAAUCCUCGAGUCGAUACUAAACAACCCUCAAUUCUCAAUAUUAGCAAGGCCACCCGAGCUAUCCUCGAAAUCAUCAUUAUCCACGUCACAAAAAUCACCCACAUACACAAUACGUUUGUCCAUAUGCUGUCUCUUACACGCAAUUUUCCAGAUUUUAUUUACCAAUAAUCAAUCCUCCUCGCACUCUUUUUUAACACCAAUAAUUUCAAUAUAUGGUGCAUCAACAUCGUCAGCAGACCAAUUACUUCUCGAAAUUCUAUUCUCUUUUGAGAAAGUCUCACGUGGAUCGAUUUCUUCGCAUGUGCUAUGUUGGGGGCCUGCCGGGUCAAUCUUUUCUAGCAAUCGGAAUCUAAUGGGCCCAAACAUAGUAAUUCAAUCUUUGGGAUUGAUUGAGCCGGCGGUAAUGCUGCAUAGUUAUACGCGGUUUCCAAUGAACAAAAAUUUGGAAGUUUCCAUAGCUGAUAAGAUUGACGACAUCAUCACAAAUCACCACGAAUUCGAUAAAGCAAAAGAAAAUACAGAACUUUCAUAUGAUCCAUCCUUUUUCUUGCCAUUAUUCGCUAAUCUGAUAGCAUCCUACGGCACGCUAGUAGACUGCCGAAAAUUUAUCGAAAUCAAUGCACUGGGGUUUGUGGUCGUUGCGCUUUCAUCGUCCGAGAGUACGAGACGCGCGGCGUAUUACAUUAUGGAUGAGUUUUAUGUGCUUUUGGAGCACACAGAGUUUCGUGAAAAGAGACAAAUUCUCUUACUUCUCAAUUCAUUCAAGAAUUCCAUCACGGAACGAAAAAAUGAAGGGAAACAACUACAACGCAUCCCAACUAUUAUCACAGUGUUUGUCGCGCAUGCGUUGAAUGUUCUUUUAAAUCCUGCGCAUUUCAUGUAUCCGAUGAUCAACAAGUUUUUGCUGCAAAGGCCUGUUUUGGAUCUCGAGGAUAUUCCCUUAUUUUACAACCUUUUCUACUCAUCAACAGAGCACUAUCAAAAAGAGCGAGUGUGGAUACUUCGUUUGUUGUCGGCUGGCUUAAGAUCUUUUGAAGACUACAAGCUAUUCAAACGACGACACGUAUGGGACAUUAUCAGCGCAUAUUAUAAUUCACAACUAGCUGACAAUGUAACGCGGAAGCUAGUAAUUGAGAUUCUUUUCAAUGCCGCCUCAAUCCCACAAGUAAUCACCGAAAUGAUUACAAGAAACGGUCUUUUGAGUUGGUUGCAUUAUCUCUGUUGUUCUGGUGAUUCCUCUACUACACUACUUGCACCAGAAAAUGACUUCUCGUUGGUUGCACCGAGAUUAUUGCUACGAGUACUUCAAGGAGCACAAUUACAGCGACUACAAAAGCGAUUACCGCUUCAUUUUAAGACCUCUUGGAUAAUAGAACAGGCCGUAUGUAUUGCUUCUGGACUGAUGCAACUCAUGGAAAAUACACCAACUAUUACCACCACGGAAUCCUCAUCCUCAAUUCAUUGGUCACUCAAUCUAUUGGAUACACUCGUUUCGAUAUUUCAUUAUUUGACACUUGUCUCGUCAUCUAACGCAACAUUGAAAAUUUUUCUACCGUAUCAUGCAUCAUUCAUAUUUGGAUUUCUUAAAAGAUGCGAAAAGGAUUUAAUGUUUGCUAACAACAAUGCGACUGCUACUAAUACGAGACAAGAGUUUAUCAUACAGGCGAAGAGGACAGCAUCAUCAUUAUCAGCCGACUCUUUAAUCUCAUCAUCAGCAUCUUUGAUGAUUAGUUCGCUCAAAUCUUUAUCGUCUUAUUCAUUACCACAAAUAACUGAUAGUUUGGAAUCAUUGUAUCUGCUCGAUACUGACGUGUCGACUAUGUAUCGACGUAUCAUAAGAAAACUGUUUGAGAUGGUGAUGAUUAGUGAUAGCGGUGGUGGCGGCAAAAGAAAUCAUGACAAAGAAGUAUUUACUGGGAUUAUCGCCCGAGCUCUGUUGCUUGGUGUAUGUGACGAGGCAAAAGAUUGGGUUAAAGAGUGCUUGAAUAAUUUAUAG